AUGGGUCAGGGCAGCAACCUGCCGUACACAGACCCGUGGGCUGUGCUGGGCGUGCCACGGGACGCCAGCCGGGAGGAUGUCAAAGCGGCCUUCCGCCGCGCCGCCCUCAAAUGCCACCCGGGUAAACAUGGACCCCAGCCCCAGCGCCCGCGCCGCUUUGCCGACGUCAAAGCGGCGGCAGACGUGCUGCUUAAGGGGCGGCAGCCCGGGCACCUGGGUAGCGGGGCAGCAGCGGCAAGAGCCUGGGACCCGGCGGCAGCGGCGGCGGCGGCGGCAGCCCAUGGCAGGCCGCCGCCCCGGCACCACACCGCGGCGCUGUGGGCGGGGGCCUGCCUGGCGUGUGGGCUGGCAUUCGGCUAUGGAGCCUACUGGCAGCGGCGGUAUGCCCACGCCGCCGCAGAGGCGGCAGAGGGCCGGAUGAGCAGCCCUGUUCCGCAGCGCCGCAAGCUGCUGGCUGCGCUGCUGGCCGACCAGCAGCAGCAGCAGCGGCGGCUGCACCAGGCGGCGGUUGGGGCAGGAGCGGCAGCGGCAGCAUCCGGCCUGCCGGAGCGAGGACGAGGGCCGGAGGGCAGCGCUGGAUGA
Messenger RNA from Chlorella variabilis, 582 nucleotides. RefSeq lists its product as hypothetical. The record is from RefSeq and is a predicted model, not a curated record. NCBI's taxonomy places the organism in Eukaryota, Viridiplantae, Chlorophyta, Trebouxiophyceae, Chlorellales, Chlorellaceae. The transcript has 3 exons. The coding region runs from base 1 to 582 and encodes 193 amino acids.